Dermacentor andersoni is the source of this 1002-nucleotide messenger RNA. RefSeq names its product carboxylic ester hydrolase-like. NCBI's taxonomy places the organism in Eukaryota, Metazoa, Arthropoda, Arachnida, Ixodida, Ixodidae. The record is from RefSeq and is a predicted model, not a curated record.
ACGGCGAUCCUCUCGCAGGUCCUUCGGCGGCAGACUCGUAUUCGCGGGCGCUGUUACCGUGUCGGUACUUCUACUGGCCUUGAUGUCCUUCGCCCUCAUGGAGUACAUGCGGAACCGCAGCCUACCAGUGGUCAAGGGCCUGUUCGGCGCCGUGCGCGGACAGAGGCUCGUGGUCAGCGACCAAGGCCGCGAGUGGACGGUGCUGGCCUUCCUGGGCGUCUUGUUUGCCCGGGUGCCCCGGGGACCUCUGCGCUUCAAGCCGCCGCAACCGCUGGUUUCACCACUCGGGGAGGACCAGAACGGCAACACGCUGGACAGCAUGGUCAAGGGCCCGCCCUGCCCACAGCAGGACUUCUAUCUGGGCCAGCGCCAUGUCGGCACCGGCAACGCCAGCGAGGACUGCCUACACCUCAACAUCUGGUCGCCCGCGCUGAACUGCACUCCCGACCACGAGUCGGGCUCCUGCGAAGCGAAGACCGUCCUGUUCUUCCUGUACGGGGCGGCUUUCCAGAACGGCGGAAACAGCUACGAGGCACGUGUUACACAUAACGUCGUCGCUAUAGACGCGCUGCUUCCAUUGGCAAACAGACGACCCCUUGGUGACUAGGUAACGCCAGAAGACGCGCGAACUCGCAGGCGAUCAUUUGCCCGUUACAGCCCAGCUAACUUCUGCGUUGUGGUUUACUGUUAAAAGGAACACUCUAAUGUGCGGCUCUCGACGUUGCUGUUUCGGUAGCUGCGAGUACCAACUGAAGCUCCGUCGAUGCGACGCCCAGGUGUUUAGAAAAGUCUCAACGCCACCAGCCACAGGUGAUCGCCUGCUAAGCCGAGCGAUUCUAUAUUGCGCCAGCGGAAAAAAAAAAAAAAACACGCACGUCAUAUGCACACUUAUAAGGUCCGCAAGUCGGGAACCAGCGAUGGCCAAGAUGCAUGUGUGUACGGUAUAGUUUCAGUUUGCGACUGAAAUAUGCUGACGCCUUCCGGUUGGGAGGCCACGCAAGC